CUUUGUUAGGGUCUUUCUCUUUGUAGAGUUUCAGAGAGGGGCUGGGGGGGUCGAAAUCUUGAUCUCUCUCACUGUCAAGUGUACACCAACUUAACACUUACAGACUCGAAAAUAGAAACCGGAAAAAACAGAGAACCGUAAUUUAACAUAUAGACUUUUCAAAUCAAAUUGGUACUUUUAUUUCUUUCUGAAACCCUAGCUCAGCUUACUUGAAUUCGAUCGUCAUGGACACGCGGUUUCCUUACUCUCCGGCGGAGGUCGCCAAGGUCCGCCUGGUGCAGUUCGGCAUUCUCAGCCCUGACGAGAUUAGGCAAAUGUCAGUGGUACAGAUUGAGCAUAGUGAAACAACUGAGAGGGGAAAGCCAAAGGUAGCUGGUCUAAGUGAUCCUCGGCUUGGUACAAUUGAUAGGAAGAUGAAGUGUGAAACUUGUACUGCAAACAUGGCUGAGUGUCCUGGUCAUUUUGGGCAUUUGGAGCUUGCUAAGCCAAUGUUUCACAUUGGCUUUAUGAAGACUGUCCUCAGCAUUAUGCGAUCUGUUUGCUUUAAUUGCUCCAAAAUCCUAGCAGAUGAGGAAGAUCACAAGUUUAAGCAAGCCUUGAAAAUAAGGAAUCCCAAAAACAGGCUUAAAAAGAUUCUGGAUGCUUGCAAAAACAAAACUAAAUGUGAAGGAGGUGAUGAGAUUAAUGUCCAAGGUGAAGAUGGUGAAGAACCUGUUAAGAAGAGUAGGGGUGGCUGUGGUGCUCAGCAGCCUAAGCUGACUAUUGAAGGCAUGAAGAUGAUUGCUGAGUACAAGGCUCAAAGGAAGAAGAGUGAUGAUCCGGAGCAACUGCCUGAACCUGUUGAAAGGAAGCAGACACUUACUGCUGAAAGGGUUCUUAGUGUUUUGAAGAGGAUUAGUGACGAGGACUGCCAACUGUUAGGGUUGAAUCCCAACUAUGCCCGUCCAGAUUGGAUGAUUCUGCAGGUCCUUCCCAUUCCUCCACCUCCUGUGAGGCCCUCUGUGAUGAUGGAUACCUCCUCCAGGAGUGAGGAUGAUUUAACUCAUCAAUUGGCAAUGAUUAUUCGGCACAAUGAGAAUUUGAGGAGACAGGAAAGGAAUGGGGCACCUGCACAUAUUAUAUCAGAAUUUGCACAAUUAUUACAGUUCCACAUAGCUACCUAUUUUGACAAUGAAUUGCCUGGGCAACCAAGGGCUACACAGAGAUCAGGUAGACCUAUAAAAUCAAUAUGUAGUAGACUUAAGGCAAAGGAAGGACGGAUCAGGGGUAAUUUGAUGGGUAAGCGAGUGGAUUUCUCAGCACGAACUGUUAUAACACCAGAUCCAACCAUCAACAUUGAUCAGCUGGGAGUACCGUGGAGUAUUGCAUUAAAUCUCACUUAUCCGGAAACAGUGACUCCGUAUAACAUUGAAAGGUUAAAAGAGCUUGUCGAAUAUGGGCCACAUCCUCCACCUGGCAAAACUGGUGCCAAAUAUAUUAUAAGGGAUGAUGGUCAAAGGCUUGAUCUUCGAUACUUGAAGAAAAGUAGCGAUCACCACUUGGAACUUGGUUAUAAGGUGGAGCGACAUCUCAAUGAUGGAGACUUUGUUCUUUUUAAUCGCCAGCCCAGUCUUCACAAAAUGUCUAUCAUGGGGCAUAGAAUCAAGAUUAUGCCAUACUCAACUUUCCGCCUGAAUCUAUCUGUCACUUCACCAUACAAUGCUGAUUUUGAUGGGGAUGAAAUGAAUAUGCAUGUACCUCAAUCAUUUGAAACAAGAGCGGAAGUUUUGGAGUUAAUGAUGGUGCCUAAGUGCAUUGUGUCCCCUCAAUCAAAUCGGCCUGUAAUGGGCAUUGUCCAGGAUACUCUAUUAGGAUGUCGUAAAAUCACCAAAAGGGACACCUUCAUAGAGAAGGAUGUAUUCAUGAACAUCUUGAUGUGGUGGGAAGAUUUUGAUGGCAAAAUUCCUCAACCGGCCAUUUUGAAACCACGGCCUCUUUGGACCGGAAAACAAGUUUUUAAUCUCAUUAUCCCAAAGCAGAUAAAUCUAAUGAAAGCUGCUGCCUGGCACUCAGAUCUUGACAAAGGCUUACUUACCGUAGGGGAUACUCUAGUCCGUAUAGAAAAGGGGGAGCUCCUUACCGGAACCCUUUGCAAGAAGACACUUGGCACAUCAACUGGAAGUCUUAUUCAUGUUAUUUGGGAGGAGGUUGGUCCAGAUGCAGCUCGCAAAUUUUUGGGACAUACACAGUGGCUUGUUAAUUAUUGGCUUCUGCAGAAUGGUUUUAGCAUUGGAAUUGGGGAUACAAUUGCUGAUGCAGCAACAAUGGAAACGAUUAAUGAAACUAUUUCAAAAGCAAAAGAUGAUGUCAAAACUCUAAUCAGGAAAUCACAAGAGAAAAGCUUAGAGCCUGAACCUGGCAGAACUAUGAUGGAGUCAUUUGAAAACAAAGUGAAUCAGGUUUUGAAUAGGGCUCGUGAUGAUGCUGGAAGCAGUGCACAGAAAAGUUUAUCGGAGAGCAAUAAUCUUAAGGCAAUGGUGACAGCGGGAUCCAAAGGAAGUUUCAUCAAUAUAUCACAGAUGACUGCUUGUGUCGGACAGCAGAAUGUGGAGGGUAAGCGUAUACCCUUUGGGUUUAUAGAUCGGACAUUGCCUCAUUUCACCAAAGAUGACUAUGGGCCUGAAAGUCGAGGGUUUGUGGAAAACUCAUACCUCCGUGGACUGACACCACAAGAGUUCUUUUUCCAUGCUAUGGGUGGUAGGGAAGGUCUUAUAGAUACUGCAGUUAAGACAUCUGAGACUGGGUACAUCCAGAGGCGUCUGGUGAAGGCUAUGGAAGACAUUAUGGUUAAAUAUGAUGGCACUGUAAGGAACUCAUUGGGUGAUGUAAUCCAAUUUCUCUAUGGGGAAGAUGGCAUGGAUGCUGUCUGGAUUGAAUCACAGACUCUGGAUUCUCUGAAAAUGAAGAAAUCAGAAUUUGAUAAGACUUUCAGAUUUGAGAUGGAUCAGGAGAACUGGAACCCGAAUUAUCUGUUACAAGAAUUUAUUGAUGAUUUGAAAACAAUCAAAGAAUUGCAAGAUGUGUUUGAUGCUGAAGUUCAGAAGCUUGAAGCAGAUAGAUUCCAACUUGCAACAGAGAUUGCAACCUCAGGUGAUAGUUCUUGGCCUAUGCCUGUUAACCUUAAGAGACUUAUCUGGAAUGCACAAAAGACUUUUAAAGUUGAUCCACGAAGGCCCUCUGAUAUGCACCCAAUGGAAGUGGUGGAAGCUAUUGACAAGCUCCAGGAGCGGCUGAAGGUUGUCCCUGGUGACGAUCCAUUGAGCGUGGAAGCCCAAAAGAAUGCCACACUAUUCUUCAAUAUUUUGCUGCGCAGCACUUUUGCCAGUAAAAGAGUGUUGCAGGAGCAUAGGCUUACUCGCGAAGCAUUUGAGUGGGUUAUUGGUGAGAUAGAGUCACGAUUCUUGCAAUCACUUGUGGCACCUGGGGAAAUGAUUGGUUGUGUUGCUGCACAGUCAAUUGGUGAACCUGCCACUCAGAUGACUCUAAAUACAUUCCACUAUGCUGGUGUUAGCGCAAAGAAUGUCACUCUCGGUGUUCCUAGGUUGAGGGAGAUUAUCAAUGUGGCUAAGAAAAUUAAAACACCUUCUCUUUCUGUUUAUCUGAAACCUGGAAUUAACUCAACAAAGGAAAGGGCCAAGAAUGUGCAAUGUGCAUUGGAAUACACCACCCUUCGUAGCGUUACUGAAGCUACUGAAGUAUGGUAUGAUCCAGAUCCAAUGAGCACAAUAAUUGAUGAGGACGUUGAGUUUGUCAAGUCAUAUUAUGAGAUGCCAGAUGAGGAGGUUGCGCCUGAAAAAAUAUCUCCUUGGUUGCUUCGUAUCCAGUUGAAUCGGGAAAUGAUGGUUGAUAAGAAGUUAAGUAUGGCUGCCAUUGCUGAAAAGAUUAAUCUUGAGUUUGAUGAUGAUUUGACUUGUAUAUUUAAUGAUGACAAUGCUGAGAAACUUAUCCUGCGUAUUCGUAUCAUGAAUGAUGAAGCCCCAAAGGGUGAACUUAAUGAUGAAUCAGCAGAAGAUGAUGUUUUCCUGAAGAAGAUUGAGAGUAACAUGCUUACAGAAAUGGCUUUGCGAGGUAUUCCAGAUAUCAACAAAGUAUUUAUUAAAAAGGGUAAAUCAAACAAGUUCGAUGAGAAUCAAGGAUUCAAGUCUGAGGAUGAGUGGAUGCUGGAUACAGAAGGUGUUAAUCUUUUAGCUGUUAUGUGUCAUGAAGAUGUUGAUGCAAGGAGAACAACUAGCAAUCACUUAAUUGAAAUUAUUGAAGUUCUUGGGAUUGAGGCAGUUCGUCGGGCACUGCUGGAUGAAUUGCGUGUGGUCAUAUCCUUUGAUGGAUCCUAUGUGAAUUAUCGGCAUUUGGCUAUCCUGUGUGAUACGAUGACCUAUCGUGGCCACUUGAUGGCCAUCACUCGGCAUGGAAUCAAUCGCAAUGAUACUGGGCCAAUGAUGAGAUGCUCAUUUGAAGAAACUGUAGACAUUCUUCUUGAUGCUGCAGUGUAUGCUGAAUCGGACUAUUUGAGGGGUGUCACUGAGAAUAUAAUGCUUGGCCAGCUUGCACCAAUUGGGACAGGAGACUGUUCAUUGUAUCUCAAUGAUGAGAUGCUUAAGAAUGCUAUUGAACUUCAGCUGCCUAGUUAUAUGGAAGGUUUGGACUUUGGCAUGACACCUGCUCGUUCUCCCAUUUCCGGAACUCCUUAUCACGAUGGCAUGAUGUCUCCAAGUUACUUGUUUAGCCCAAAUCUCCGUCUGUCACCUGUUACAGAUGCUCAGUUUUCUCCUUAUGUUGGUGGAAUGGCCUUUUCACCUACUUCAUCUCCAGGCUAUAGCCCAUCAUCACCUGGAUAUAGUCCAUCAUCGCCUGGAUAUAGUCCCACAUCACCUGGAUAUAGCCCCACCUCACCCGGAUAUAGCCCCACUUCUCCCGGAUAUAGCCCCACUUCACCAACCUAUAGUCCCAGUUCUCCAGGUUAUAGUCCAACCAGUCCUGCCUAUUCACCUACUAGUCCUUCUUACUCACCUACAUCGCCUAGUUACAGCCCUACCUCUCCAAGCUACAGCCCCACCUCGCCAAGCUACAGCCCUACCUCUCCAAGUUACAGUCCAACUUCACCUAGUUAUAGUCCUACUUCUCCAGUGUACAGCCCCACCUCACCUGUAUACAGUCCAACUUCACCGUCUUACAGCCCAACGUCUCCUUCUUACAGCCCAACAUCUCCUUCCUACAGUCCAACAUCACCUUCUUAUAGCCCAACAUCACCCUCGUACAGCCCCACAUCUCCAUCAUAUAGCCCCACUUCACCAGCAUAUAGCCCCACUUCUCCUGGUUACAGCCCAACUUCACCGACAUAUAGCCCAACCUCACCAACCUAUAGCCCUACUUCACCAAGUUACGGUCCUCAGUCUGCCAAAUACAGUCCGUCGCUGGCUUAUUCACCAAGCAGCCCAAGAUUGUCACCUGCCAGUCCUUACAGUCCUACAUCUCCAAAUUACAGCCCAACAUCUUCAUCAUAUUCACCUACGUCUCCAUCUUAUUCUCCUUCAGGCCCUUCAUUUAGUCCUAGCAGUCCAUAUAAAUCUGGAGUAAGCCCUGACUAUAGCCCGGGUUCUCCACCAUACAGUGUUGGAUACUCGCCUAGUGCGCCAGGCUACUCUCCUUCAUCAACUAGUCAGUACUCCCCUCAGACAGACAGGGAUGACAAGAGCACCAAGGAUGAAAGGUACAAAAAAUGACCAGAGCAAGUGAUGACCGAAGCAUAUCAAGAACUGGGCAAUUAUCCAGAAAUUAAUCUAUCACCAUCUUCGGAUAUCAUAGUAUUUAUGGCUCUUUAUUGUCUGAUAUUAUUACUGUAUCACUAGUGCUUAUACAGACAAACAAGGGAUACUUAGUGUACACCCAAAACUCGAAGCUCGACUCUGAGUGACCGGGAAACAUUUCAACCUGUAUAAACUUGCGCUUGUUUCUUAUUUUUGUUUUCACAGAUUUACUUGAGACUGGGUUUAACCUCUGGUGUAAAACUUUCCCCAGUAGGCUGACCCAUUUCUAUUUGUAAACUUAUUUCAAAGUCUGGAUGUUCAUGUUGCCACUACGAUUUUCCACUUUCUGCAACAAACCCAGAAGGGAAUUUGAUUUCUGUAAA
Messenger RNA from Mangifera indica (mango), 6166 nucleotides. Its product is annotated as DNA-directed RNA polymerase II subunit RPB1. The record is from RefSeq and is a predicted model, not a curated record. The transcript has 14 exons. Gene Ontology annotation, molecular function: DNA binding. Gene Ontology annotation, cellular component: RNA polymerase II, core complex. Bases 225 to 5759 code for a protein of 1844 amino acids. NCBI's taxonomy places the organism in Eukaryota, Viridiplantae, Streptophyta, Magnoliopsida, Sapindales, Anacardiaceae. Gene Ontology annotation, biological process: transcription by RNA polymerase II.